AUGGAGUCUAACAAUCCCUCGGCACAGGUGAAGAACAAGCAAAUCUACGAAGACAUCCAGAGUGCAAAGCGCAAGGCUGAGGAGCAAUUGCGCCUGCUGGAGUUGCAAGAACGAAGCUUGCAGAUGGGAGCCAGCAGUCAUGACCUUGAGCGUAUCUCUACCCGCCUCAAUCGAAUCAGCCUGAACGGUCCUGUUAGCGAGCCGACUACUCCUCCCGAGUAUGCAGAGAGCGGAUUCAGCAAUCGCUUCUCACGCUCUAGCCGCCUUUCCAUGAACAGCAUCAUGUCUCCUCCAGGUCUGAGCAAUCGCUUUUCUCAGUCCAGCUCUCAGAUCACCUCCCCUCCUGUAAACCGUCUAUCAGGCAACGGUAUUUACGGUCAACCGGACAAGCCUGCUGCCAAAUCGGUCCCUGGAUCUCGUCGUGGAUCUGACGAAGACGAGUACUACUCCGAGGAUAUGCAUACCACACGUGCUGCUGCUACCUUGAAUCGAUUUUCUAUGCCAGUCAACAGUAAUAGGCAAGCUCAGCGGAUGAGCAUGAGCGGAGUGGCAUCGGGCAAUUCAUUUGGGUUGGCAAACACUACCAGCUUUCUCUUCGAAGACGAAGACGACAAGCACCUUUCUCUCAACGCCAUUGACUUGAAGUCUCCGGUCGCAAAAGCAUUCGCGCAGCUUGAAGGUGACGACACGUUUCCCACUUUGACGAGUGACGGUCUCAAGCUUUCAGCCAACUCGGCCGCUCUUGACCUUGCCAACUCGAAGACUCCAGACCUCGACUGGACUCUCGGAUCUCGCUACCGUCCUGCUCACCAGAGCAUGCCGCAUACCGAUUCCUCCAUGUACCGCCCAGUCCUUAGCAACCUGAAUAUCAACAGUCCUGCUACCGAUCGCCCAGCCGAUCUAUCACGUCGCAAAUCGCAACGCCAUUCUAUGGGAGUGACUUUCGAGGAGAACUCACCUCAACCGUCAGCUCUACCUGUAUCUCGUCCUACCUCUCUGCAGACAUCGUAUUCCACCAACGACGUUCCUACUGUCAGAAAGUCCCUCAAUCUAGACUCGGCGUCUACACCAUCCAAGGCGCAGGCUGAUCAGCAAUUCCACAACCACAACGUCAGUCUCGGCCGUGUCCCUGCCAGCGCAAUGAGCAACCGUCAGAGCCGCGACUUCACCAACGGAUCUGUCAAGAUGGAGGACAAGGUGAACGGAUCUAUGUCGAACUUGCAUGCCAGCGCUGCGCCGUUCAGCACAGCUGUCACCGUAUCUGAUUCGAGCAUGACGGCCUGUCCACCACCGCAGGCUUAUCCUUACAACAUGCAGACCUUCAAUGUCAGCCAGAUGAACCCACAGGCCCGCUUGGGAGGUGGUAGUCAGGGUUAUGGCCAGGAUCAAGUCAUUCUCGGUAUUGGCAACGGCAUCACUGCUCCUGCUGUGCGUGCAACUGGCGCACGUCGCAACCAUGCCGACGAAGCUCGCUUCAACAAUGUACCACUUGAGACUUACCGCGGCGCCCUGUACGAGCUUUGCAAAGAUCAGCAUGGCUGUCGCUACCUCCAACGCAAGCUUGAAGAUGGUAACGAGGACCACAUCCAGUCUAUCUUCAUCGAGACUUGCCCUCAUAUCAUUGAGUUGAUGACUGAUCCUUUCGGCAACUAUCUCUGUCAGAAGCUUUUUGAGUAUUGCAACGACGAACAGCGUACUGCCUUGAUCAAUACUGCAGCUCCUGCUCUGACCACCAUUGCUCUCAACCAACAUGGUACCCGUGCACUCCAGAAGAUGAUCGAGUUCGUCCGCACUCCAGAACAAGUCGACACCAUCAUCCGAGCACUCUCUGGCCGUGUGGUUGACCUUGUCCAAGACCUCAACGGCAACCACGUUGUGCAGAAGUGUCUUACUCGGCUCGGGGCUGAGCGCUCGCAGUUCAUCUAUGAGGCGGUGGGCAAGUACUGCGUAGUGGUUGGUACUCAUCGUCAUGGAUGUUGUGUUCUCCAACGUUGCAUCGACCAUGCUCAAGGCUUCCAGCGUGCCCAGCUCAUUUCCAGAAUCACUCAUUGUGCUUUUGACCUGGUUCAGGACCCAUUCGGCAACUAUGUUGUUCAAUACAUUCUUGACCUGGACGAGGUUGCGUUCACCAAGCCGCUCUGCGAGAGCUUUUAUGGCCGGAUCCCAGCUUUGUCGAAGCAGAAAUUCAGCUCCAAUGUGAUUGAGAAGUGCUUGCGCACCUCGGAUCCCGAAACUAAGCGACGAAUGAUCGAGGAGAUGCUUGUCGGCAGUGAGCUCGAAAAGAUGCUUCGCGACGCAUUUGCCAAUUAUGUUGUCCAGACUGCGAUGGACUUCGCUGACCCACAGACCAAGAUGCGUCUGGUCGAUGCCAUUCGUCCCAUCCUUCCGCUCAUCAAGCAGACUCCCCACGGACGACGCAUCGCCGGCAAGAUUCUUGGUAACGAAGCACCAGUCCGCGCAGCCCCAAUUGGCAACGACAGUCUUCUCGCCAGCUUCAGUGGAGGCCGUGCGAACAGUCGUCGCAAUGUUCAAAUUGUGGGCGGCGGUUUCAACACCAUGCGCAGCCCCAAUGGUUACGGAUCUGGUGACAUGGCCAAUGAGAGCAUGUCUUCUACUGGCAACACUUACGGAAUGAUACAACAGACCGGAGGUGCAGGCGCCCACGAUACCAAUGCCAACAUGUACAAUGCGCGCAACUUUGCAAACGAAAUUGGACAGACCGGCUAUUCUGGCUUCAUGAACGGAGCAGUUGGCGGUCCCAACAAUGUCCUCUGA
Messenger RNA from Capronia coronata CBS 617.96, 2775 nucleotides. RefSeq lists its product as uncharacterized. The transcript is spliced from 3 exons. Gene Ontology annotation, biological process: post-transcriptional regulation of gene expression. Gene Ontology annotation, cellular component: cytoplasm. The coding region runs from base 1 to 2775 and encodes 924 amino acids. The record is from RefSeq and is a predicted model, not a curated record. Lineage: Eukaryota; Fungi; Ascomycota; Eurotiomycetes; Chaetothyriales; Herpotrichiellaceae. Gene Ontology annotation, molecular function: mRNA binding.